This is a messenger RNA of Centruroides sculpturatus (bark scorpion), 710 nucleotides long. RefSeq lists its product as uncharacterized. The record is from RefSeq and is a predicted model, not a curated record. The transcript is spliced from 4 exons. Lineage: Eukaryota; Metazoa; Arthropoda; Arachnida; Scorpiones; Buthidae. Bases 1 to 465 code for a protein of 154 amino acids.
AUGGCUGAGGAAAGCCCACAUGAUUUGGCUGUCAUGAGAUGUGCUGUCAUUGGGCUCCUUCGUCUGAAAUAUGAGUUCCGAAACGUUUCUAGCAAGACGACGUGUUGCACUAGUGGAUACAGAGUUGGACUAACAUCAACGUGGAUCUGGCUUUGUGGUCCGGCAAAGGUUUAUGAUUCUUUUCAAGAAAUAAGGAUCUUCGCUUCCGCUCGUUUGGCGGUAGAAGACAAGAUAAAAAUGUUGGAUUUCAUGAAAAAAUUUCGAGAAAACGAACUGGGAUUUAGUUGCGGUGGUUUUUUCGUUGUGUCGAAGGGAUGUCCGGUAAAGGUGUACAGUUCGCUCUACUCCGCCUUCAACGUUCUGUUGCAAGUUCGGGACAUUUUGAAAGGCGGAGAUAACAAGUGCAUUUCUUUCGUUGCGCACAUUUUAAAUUUAUCUCAAAAUUCCACUUUGUUGCAAAAAUAAUCGCUAAUAAUUACCAUUUACGGAAUAUUGUAGAUAUUUUACUUGAUUUCAACGCUAAUUAUUGUAAAAACAUUUAAAUCGGUUUGACACGUUUGCAUUUUCCCGUUAAUUAAGUAAUUACAUAAUAUAUUCCGUUUAAUGAAUGAGAGGAAUUGAUGCAAUACGAGAGCGAUCUGUCAAGGGAGUGUCAUUCAGGAGAACUUUCUAUAAGAAAUUGGACCUGCUUUAGUUGUUAGACACGUAAA